AUGGCGACGAACAAAGAACGAUUGGAGGGCUUAGAAUCUUCAAUGAUUGAGAUGAAAAACUCCAUCCAACAAUUGGUGGAGAUCGUGACGUCUCGAGCAAGCCAACCAAAAAAACAGAGGAAGAAACACAACAGUCAUGAAUCAGCAUCAUCAGGUUCCAACUCUAGUGAGGAAUCAGCGGACGACCAAAGCUCAGAGUCUGAGGGGUCCGUGAGAAGUUCAGCAUCGACACAAAGGCAAGAAAAAGGGCGAAACAUUCCGAUUCGGAUGGAAUUCCCGCGAUUUACAGGAACAGACCCCCAUGUUUGGAUUGAUCGUGCAGAACAAUACUUCGAGGUGCAACGUAUAGAAAAAUCAGAAAAGGUACGUGUUGCCUCAUUUUACUUAGAAGGAGAGGCAAAUCAAUGGUGGAGGUGGUUUAAACACGUGAAUCACCACAGAAAAGUAUCAUGGCGGAGUUUUAAAAAGGGAUUGUUGGUUCGUUUUGAAUCAUCAGUUUAUGAGGAUCCCAACGAAGCCAUCGGAAAACUAAAACAAACUGGGGCUUUCCGAAACUAUCUAAGUGAGUUUGAGAGGCUUAUGAAUGCACUCCCGCACUGGCAUCCUAGUGCAUUGCUUGGUAUAUUCAUGGCAGGACUUAAAGAGGAAUUAGCGUGUGAGGUGCGGAUGUGGAAACCCAGAAACUUACAAGCCGCCAUCGAAUUGGCUAAACGUAAGGAAGAGCAACUAAUUCACUCGCGAAAAUCCGUAAUACAAUCGAUGAAACCUUCACCCAAACCAGCCUCGCACGGAGAAGAAACAACCACACCAGUGGGAGCUUCGAAAACAGCGACGGCAGUUCGCCGUUUAUCUCGGGAAGAGGUUAGUAGACGUCGUGAGCUGAACUUAUGUUUUAAUUGCAAUGAGAAAUAUGCUCCGGGACAUGUAUGUAAGGGAGGAAAUGCAUGGUCAAUUGAAAUUUAUGUUGAUGAAGGAGAAGAUGAUGAUUUGGAGGAAAGUAAAAAUGAACAUAUCUCUAUUAAUGCACUGACUGGUCAGACCAACUAUCGAACAAUGCGUUUUUCUGGAAAAAUUGAAAAUCAUUCAAUUCAUUUUCUAGUGGAUAGUGGAGCUAGCUUGAAUUUCAUUGGCCCACAUAUUGCAAAAAAGCUUCAUCGAGCUGUGGUUGAACAAAAUGCAUUCAAUGUUCGUGUUGCAAAUGGCGAAAAAUUGGAAUGUCGGGAACGGUUUGAUGAUGUCCUUGUUACCAUACAAGGAUUGGAAUUUCAUGUAACCUUAUAUACUCUUCCAGUUAUCGGCGCUGACAUUGUCCUAGGAGUACCGUGGUUGGAACAAUUGGGCCCUAUUUUGACAGAUUUCAAGAAGCUAACCAUGGAAUUUGGAGUUGAGGGAGAUAGGAAAGUGUUAAGGGGGAUUGUUUCCAAUUCUCCCCAAGCGAGUGGGAUAAAUGUCUUGCUUAGAGAAUGGAAAAGUGGGGCUGAAUUGUAUGUGGUGGCAGAGCAAUGUGUCAAAGCUAUCGGGAAUGAGAGAAUUGAUGAUUUCGUACCUAAGGAAAUACAAAAACUACUCAACAACUUCCCAGAAGUUAUGGCUGAACCUAAGGGCCUACCGCCACGUCGGGAGUUUGAUCAUCGGAUUCGCUUGCUUGAUGAGUCUCGACCUGUGAAUGUUGCCCCGUAUCGGUAUGCUCAUUUCCAAAAGGAUGAGAUUGAACGCCAAGUUGAAACAAUGCUUCAAAAUGGGCUCAUAAAACGAAGCACAAGUCCCUUCUCAUCACCCAUCUUACUUGUAAAGAAGAAGGACGGUACAUGGCGAUUUUGUACGGACUACAGGGCUUUGAAUGAGGUGACGAUCAAGGAUAGAUUUCCAAUUCCUACAAUCGACGACAUGCUCGACGAGUUACAUGGGGCAACAUAUUUUAGCAAGUUAGACUUGCGUGCAGGGUACCAUCAGAUACGAGUUCAUCCCGAAGAUACAAUGAAAACAGCCUUUCGGACUCAUAGUGGACACUACGAGUAUCUGGUAAUGCCGUUUGGUCUAUGUAAUGCUCCAUCGACGUUCCAAGCCACCAUGAACCAUCUUUUCAGACCCUACUUGCGGAAGUUUGUCUUGGUAUUUUUCGAUGAUAUCUUGGUUUAUAGUAACGAGUGGAAGUCACACUUAUCACAUCUAAGAAAGGUUUUAGAGAUUCUUCAAGUAAAUCAGCUUGUGAUCAAACCAAGCAAAUGUUUUUUUGGACAAAAGGAAGUUGAAUACUUAGGACAUUUUAUCUCCCGACAUGGAGUUCGGGUAGAUAAUCGCAAAGUAGCAGCAAUGGAAACGUGGCCGACUCCAAAAUCAGUGACGGAAUUGCGUGGAUUUUUGGGAUUAACGGGUACUAUCGAAAAUUUGUUAAAGGGUAUGGAGAGAUAG
Messenger RNA from Salvia miltiorrhiza (redroot sage), 2412 nucleotides. RefSeq lists its product as uncharacterized. NCBI's taxonomy places the organism in Eukaryota, Viridiplantae, Streptophyta, Magnoliopsida, Lamiales, Lamiaceae. Gene Ontology annotation, molecular function: aspartic-type endopeptidase activity. Bases 1 to 2412 code for a protein of 803 amino acids. The record is from RefSeq and is a predicted model, not a curated record. The transcript has a single exon. Gene Ontology annotation, biological process: proteolysis.